GCGCAUUCAGUUGCCACUGUUCCGGGAAACGCUCCGCAGCUAGGUUAAGCCAAUCCGAAAAACAUCGCUAGAUGAUAGUUCCGUUAAAAGUUCCUACGCGUUAGAAAUGUGGCCGUUGUCGGCGUUGGCGUUGUCGGCGCUGCUGGCGGUGUCGGCGCGCGAGCUGGACCCGGCGGCGUGCGCGGCGCGCUUCGAUGUGCAGCGCGACAAGAUCAUCCGCACGGAGGAGUCGCGCGAGAUGGGCGCGCGCUACCUGGCCGAGCUGGACGUGGGCGCGCGCCAGGAGUGCCUGCGGCUCUGCUGCGAGACCGACGCCUGCGACGUCUUCGUCUACGAGGAGAAGAGCCCGGGCAGCUGCUACCUGUUCGCGUGCGGGCCGCCCGAGGACUUCCGCUGCAAGUUCACCGCACACGGCAACUUCAGCAGCGGCGUGCUGGCCUUAGCCCGCCGCCGCGCGGAGCAGCAGGACCGGGCGCUGUUAGAGCAGCACGAGCGGGCGCUGGAUGUUGUUCGCAGAGUAAGCACGACGGCAAGCACAACGACGUCGACGACAACGCCGCCGCCGCCGCCGCCGCCGCCCCCGCCGACGCUGCCGCCGGCGCCGCAGCUGUCGCCCCCGCGUCGUUGCAGCCGCUACCAAUUCGAGUGCCACACCGGCGGCGAGUGCAUCGCAGUGUACAACGCCUGCGACGGCGUCCCGCAGUGCGCCGACGGCAGCGACGAGGCCCCGGAGCUGGGCUGCCCCGCGCCGCCGACACGCGCGCCGACGCCGCCGCCGCCCACACCGAUACAGGACAUAAGCGUGGAGGUGGGCGGCGAGGGCGCGGCGGGCGAGCGCUGGCCGCAUCGUCUUGCGCAGGCGCAGCCGCACCGGUACAGCACCAACGAGGCGGGCGGGUCGCACAUCUUCAGCCACAAGGGCGGGCUGCUGCAGCAGCCGCGAGAGGAGCCGCCGGCGCCGCCGUUCUACGAGCCGCAGCCCGCCUGGCCGAGGGCGCCGUGGCCGCAGCCUCAGAAUGUGAUGGAUUCCGGCUGGGGCAGCUACGCUCGGCCCGAGUGGCCGGAGCCCGAUCCGAGGCGCGCGUGGCCCGUGCCUCAACCUAGGCCCGAACCGGACAUUCCGGUGUACAUCCCAUCCAAGACAAUGCCGGAGCUACCGCUGGCGUACGGCGGGCAGCACACACUACGUGACGCGCAGAAGAAAGGGCCUCCGCCACCACCACCACCGACGCCGCCCACGCCGACUCCGGCGACCGCGCCGCCGGCGCCCAAACGGGAGCUGGAGAAUUUAUCCAAUAAGUCUGCUAAACAAGAGGCAAGUAUUCCUCGAGGAAAGGGUCUUCGUCGACACCAAAUAAAGGUCCCUUCGCCGGUGGCAGCGAGCGGACCGGGCGCCGACAUCGAGGUUCCGCGCUAUACGGCAGCCCACGCGCCGCACUUCCUGAGCGACGAGCGCGACGGGCUGAGCGACCACCCGCCUGCCGCCGUGCUUCUACUAGUACUUGGUGUGCUAAUGACGGCUGCCAUGGCGGUGCUAGCUGGAUGCCGCGCACGCGCGGCGCGGCGUCGGCUCCGGCGCGGCAAGUCGCCCUUCGCCCACGACGCCGACUACCUCGUCAACGGCAUGUACCUGUAGGCGCUGCCGCCGCCCAAACGCCGCCGCCGCAAAAGUGAUAACGGUCGUGGCGAACU
Cydia amplana is the source of this 1692-nucleotide messenger RNA. Its product is annotated as ras-associated and pleckstrin homology domains-containing protein 1. Bases 107 to 1636 code for a protein of 509 amino acids. Gene Ontology annotation, molecular function: protein binding. The record is from RefSeq and is a predicted model, not a curated record. The transcript is spliced from 11 exons. Lineage: Eukaryota; Metazoa; Arthropoda; Insecta; Lepidoptera; Tortricidae.